AUGACAUUAUGUGUUUCAGCUAAGAAUGCGCUGGGAAAAGACGAAUCGAAAAAUUCUAUUAAAUUACCCAAAGGUUGGUGUUUCUCGUUUUAAAAUGUGAACUGUAUUAUACAUUAUGUAUAGAUAACUCGUAAAAACAAUGAAAGUUUUGGAUAUUAUUAAUUGCUGGUCGCAAUGAUACAAAAAUGUACCAUUCUAGUACCCAUAUAUAACAUUCUUAGAAAAUAUGCAUGCUUUUCCAAAACCACUCUAAUAAAGAUGACUUGCCCACAAAAAUGUAUAAGGUUUAAAACGCAAUUUUAAUUAAUGGGGUGCAAAUUUGGAAGGUACGUGUUUCAUGAACUAUCAAAAUACCAGAUAAUUUGAUGUAUAUUACACUUGAUUACAGCCCCGUUUAAACUACGCUCAAGUUAUGGUACGGCACGGAUAAAACUGGUAUACUAUACCAAACCUAUCUGUGUUCAGCCUUGGUAAAUAGGUAGUCCGAGCAGGGAUAAAAAUUGUACAGGAACCAAAAUUGCACGUAGUGUAAACGGGACUUGUGUAAACGUAAACCUCUAAAACUUGGAUUCUUUGCCAUAGUAACCUUUCACAAUUCACACGCAUGACUGAUUUUAUGCGUGAUUAUUUUUUUACAAAAAGUAUGCGCGUUGGACAUCAAACUGUCUAGUGCUUUGAUAGUUCAUAAAACACCUUGUAAAUUUGCACCUAAUGAAUUCAAAUUGCGUUUCAAAUUUACCAUUUCUGUUGCCAAGCCAUUUUUUUGAGUGCCUGCUGCACUCGAAAUUUACUUUUCAGAAUAAUUUCAUGAUAGAGAUACUAGAAAACCCCAAACUACCUGACAUAAAGUUGCCACAAACUUUGCGGAAUUUUCUGUUUAGUGUACAUUUUAGAACUGGGUAGUUUUUUUUAUACACCUAUGUAUAUAAACAUAUUAUGGGUAUACCAAUUUGCAUAAAUAGACAAAAGAACUUGAAAUAAUAAUUCCCAUUGUUCAAUUAUAUGUUCAUAUUUUUAAUUCACGUUUGAUUGAUAUUUUUGCACAAUCCAGUUCAUGUGACGACGAAGAAAGACAAGAAAUGGAACGAAGCGGAGCAAGUUAAAAAUUCUAUUGAUGAAUUCUGGUUUAAUGAAGAAGAAGAAAAAGCCGGUAGGAAUAAGAUAUGAGAAAUACCUCGAAUGCGGGAAUCCAAUAUAGGCUGCGCGUUGAACAGAAUUCAAGAAGUUAAUUCAACAAUGCAACUACCUGAAAAUGUAUAUAAGUAGCAAAACGUCCAGAGGUAGAGAUAUAUUCUUCAACCAAAUUCUGGGAUGUCUGUAAUGCGCGAAGAAUGUACAGAUUAAAUAUAGAAUGCAUGUUGUCUUAUUCAAUAUGAAUCGGGAUCAUACAAUUUUUCAUUUGGCAGAUGUUUGUGCAUCGACGUACUCGCCUUCCGUCAUUUUAAGUUCCAGCUUUAACUUUUUCCACUAUAGUUACCAUUGAAUACAGCGACCAAAAACAUUUACAUAUCCUUAUAUCAAAUAAAUAUGUUUUAAAAUAUGUUUAAAAUAAACUUAUCAUCACCAUGUCUUUUGUAGAAAACCUGACGUGUAACAAACCACUUGACCUGGUCAUCGCCCUGGACAGCUCAGAAAGCAUUCGUGAAGCAAACUGGACGAAACUUAUUCGUUUCACGAAAGCUGUUGUGAAGACAUUGGACCCAACUUUAACAAGAGUGUCUGUCAUUCGUUACAACACGAAUGCCGAAGUCCCUAUACCCUUGGGUAAGUGUCAGUUACGAUUUAAGUUCCUUAAUGUUGGCUUGCAUGCAGGACCGUGCCAACCGGUUUCUGGUUGGGGAAGGGGGUGUAUUCCAAAAUUUGGGCCCCCUUCCAUUCCAAGCCCCCCCCCAAAAAAAAAUUUUCCGGAAAGCAAAAAUUUUUCCGGAAAGUUCCCAAAGUUCUCAAAAUUUUUCGCAAAACAACAUUUUUCCAGAAAUUUUCAAAAUUUUCAGCGAACAAAUCCUUCAUUUUUUAAAAAUUUUGCAAUUCCAGCAUGUCAGGGCCCCCUCCCCGCAAGUUGGGCCCCCCUUUUUAACUUUUCUUGGGGUGUUACAACCCCCCAAUGCAACACCCCCCAGGUGGCACGGCCCUGCUUGCAUGCAUGGAUUUGUAUAAUUGAUUUACCUUUAAUUAAGGCUAAUUUCCACUCCGGAUAAUAAGCAGCGGAUCGGACCGGAUUGGAGGUUUUUCCAAUCCAGUCCAAUCCAACAAGCGAUUUCCAGUAAAAGGACAAGUGGAAUGAUCGGAUCGGAAAAGGAAAAAAUGGAGCUCGUUCUAGUCUCACAAAUUACUAUGUCGCGCUUAUUUCAAAACAUCUGAUUUGGUUACGUCGUCGCCAGUAAAGGAGAAGCGAACAAGAAAAAUACAAAAAGAGCAUUUGGAUAAGAAAAAUUUUCCAGGAAAGACAAUGGAAAAGUAAAUACCACUUAUUGCUAGAAGAGUUAAAGCUACUAUAUGAAUAUUUUUAAAGCAAUUUCGUAUGUUGCCAAGCAAACUAAUUUAAAGAGCUGUUGUACUCUUCAAUUCUUGUAAAUUCUUCCUCGAAUUCUCCAAGAAAGCUAGCUCCUAAAUUAUCCGCCAUUUUGUAAAUUUUAUACAGGUAUUAUUUGAUUAUUUUAUGUGAGAUAAUAGGGCAUUUUGAUUGGUCGCCAGGUUUAAUCCGUGGACCGGACCAAAAUAAGUUGAAAAUAUUGCAAUUCUUUAUUAUCCGGCCAGCAACCUCGCCGGAUCAAUCGGAACCAAAAAUUUCUACUGAUGGCGCAUGCGCGGAUUUUGUUUUGUCCGAUCCAGUCCGAUAUGCUGCUUAUUUUCCUGAGUGGAAAUUAGCCUUAAUAAAAAACGUUGAUGAACAUCCAAGCUUACUGACUGAAUCGAACUGCAUAACUGUUUGCAAAAUAAAUGAACGUAGUGUUUUCACUCUGAAAAGCAAAUCAACUGUCCGAUGGUAUAUAUUUAGUAAACUACAAAUUGGUUUCCACAACUAAUUCGAGGCCCAUUAAUUAGUUGGAUAUCUGCAUGCCUAGUUUAUAUAAUUUACUUUGUCUCAGUAAAUUUUCUACGGUAAUCGUUUCUCCAACUAAAGUAUACUAGUUAUAUAACAGCGUACGUACAUUUGAAUAAUAUGCUGCUUGAAUAGGUUGAAAUACUCAAACUCGAGUUUUGUUUUACAAUCAGGAUUUUUCCAAAGCGCGGAUGCCUUUGGUACAACAUUAGACAACGUGUUCUACGAACCAGGUGGAACCAGGACCGACGUUGCUUUAAGUAAAGCUUUGGCUGUGUUCGCUUCUGGUGGUCAAAGGCGAGCGAGUAGGGUUCUUCUUGUCGUCACAGAUAAUCCAACAAACGACAUUAGAUUAUCCAAAGAGAGCUUGGUAAUCGGGCGAGAUUUGGUGGAAAAACCUUCCGAAAGUUUAAAAAGUUAUGAAGUGAUAACAUUUGGUGUAGGCAUACAAUAUGGGCUUACAGCAACUGAGCUGACAGAUCUUAAUGAGGAAAUAAAAAUGUUCACACUUGAUCAUGCUGGUGACAAACGAGUUGUUGAAGUUCAAGAUUUCGACGGACUCCUCAAGGAAGCAAACAACGUAGCUGGGAAGAUCUGUUUAGGUAUAGACAAUGGUUCAUUUUCAAUUUUCGACGUUUUUAAUUUUAUUCGAGCAUAUAUUUAAUAGGACCUUGAAGGGGGUAGGGGGUCAAUCCUAUCUGCCCAGCCAAAAUUUGUCUUAAUCACACUCACAUGCAGUCACCCGACAAAUUGUUGGAAGGUGACUGUGAUUAAGACAAAUUUCAUUGUUGGCAAGUGCAACCAUGGAGAGUAUCCAUUAUAAGAGGUUACAGCUGUGGUAAUCCCAGUAUAUUCAAGACAACAUCAAUUGAUCUUUUUAGUAAAUGGAGGUUGGAGUAGUUGGUCACCUUGGUCGCAAUGUACAGCGUCUUGCGGAGGGGGUACAAAGGUUCGACUCCGACGUUGCGACAAUCCCAAACCUGUAAACAAUGGAACUAAUUGUACAGAAUUGAGUGGCUCCACUGUGGAAACUGCUGCUUGUAACAUAUACCCAUGCACUGAUGGUGAGUGGUACAUAGUAUGCAAACUUUGUUGCAAACCUUAAGAUUGAUGUUUAAUUACAAUGUUUGCUUCGAACCUUAGUUAAUAUACUUUGUGGAGAUCAAGAUUGAGCCGUCAUCUUGUUUUUGACACCUAUGCUUUAUAGUUGCGCUCAAGAACGUUUUGCAUUUUCCGUGUUUAAAAUUUGUGCAACGUGAAGCUAUAGAAACGUGAAGCUAAGGUUUAAAAAUUAUUUUUCAUUAUUAUCAGGUCUAGAAGUAACUUCAUUGCGGCCACUACCAUUUCACCCUGCAAAAGGAGCAGCACAGAACAUUUUAUUUUCCAAAGGUUGGUAUAUAUUAUAAUUAUGGGUAUUUGGUACUUUUACUGUUUAGAUUUUGUGAAUUUCUGUUAUAAAGUUUAUAAAAGUCGUUUUGAUCAUGACCGUCUUUUUGGAUCAAUUUUGAUCGAUGUUUAGGAGAUAUUUGAUAUACCACUACACCUCCCCCAAGGGCUCUGGAAGCAACGUGAAUUGGCGAGGGUAGCCAUUUGAAAAGGGAACUAACUAAAUUCAGGCCAAAAGCCGUUCAGGCCAAGUACAGCCCCUUUUGGGUACAUAAAACGUAGUAUUCGCAGUACAAAAUGAAAUAAUUACACUGUCACUGUUCACAUCUAAUCAAAAUCAUGCAGUAUAAAUUUUGUCAAAGUGCAAAUCAGCUAAAAUUUACAACACAUUGUACCUAUACUUUAUCAUUUAUUCAACCUAACUAUGGAUUCUUGAAAAACAUGGAAUAUUUUCAUGCAGAUUGUCCGAAUGGUUUUGAUUAUGUUAUUGUUGGUAAUGAUCAAAUGAGUGCGUCAUCGGUCUACACCAAGGACACAGGUGACCCAACUAUUUUGAAGCUUCAUGGACCUGGAAAUGGAAGACUAUACAAUGUUAUAAACGCAGGUAAUUGAAGUGAAUCAUAAGUGCCGUCUCUCUUUUCUAUGACAUUUCCUUGCAUAGUCUGUUUGUUUUUGAUAAAAUAGUAUCAUUACACGAAUUUUUUUGUGUGUGUUGGUGUUAUGUAAUAUCACAAACAUCAUUAGACAUUACACGAUUUAUUAUCCGUAUUCAUAUCAAACUUUGUCAUAAAUUAGAAUAAACGCUUUCGAUAAUUACGUCAGAAUUUUUUUUGCCUAUAGGAGCCUCGCUCUCAUGAAUUGUGAGUCAAUCACCUUUACAUCUUUAUUAACGAGAGUGAGGCUCCUAGGUGACGUAAUUAUUGAAAGGAUAUAUUGAAAUACACACAUUCAUCAAUCCCUUGCCUUUCUGACGGAAAACUAUAUUUCUCAAACAUGUCGCAACAUGAAGUAGCGCUGGCUCACCUCAAGUGGUAGUAGUCAUGGUAAACGAUUCGCGAUAAAAAAUUUUAAAAAUUGGAAGAAAAAAAUUUUUAAAAUGGUACUUUUAAUGAUAAAACUGUCAAUUUACGAAAUACACUGUAAGCAUGUUAUCAUACGCCAUUAACUUCGAUUUAAUUCUUUGAGCAAACUUAGAUACGUCUUAAAGUUUGUAAUGUUAUCAGCCAAAUCAUAGAGUUCGCGUCGGGAAAUAUUAGCGAGCUUAAGAUCUACAACGCGAACUUACGACGCGGACGUGCUUAGCUAAGCCUAGUUUUCGAGUGUAAGCCUAGUCAGAGUUGUCACAGUUUAUUUCUGCGAGAUUUGUGACACUGUUAUGACACGUUAACAGAGGGUCCUGAAGGGGGGGUCCCAAUCCCAUUUCCCACCUGAAAUUUUGGCAAAAUCACAGUCCCAGUUGGAUUUUUAUUAGAAAUCCCAGUACGAGUUAUUGAAAUCCCAGUCAAUAAAAAAACUUUAUUUAUCGGUACAAUAAACAGUUUUAAGACUUUUAAGCCACCGUGUGUGCAAGUGGCGAACACUUUAUGAAAUAUUGGGAGAGGUUCGUGCCGAAGGCACGGGAAAUUUUUAAAUUUGAAUCCCGGAAAUGGCAUUUGCAGCAUUCUGAGACACGCAUAAUCAGAAAACCCAGAAUUUCUGGCGCCAGAGUAUGCCUGUUCUCAGGUAGUGCUGUGAAUAAUAUAGUUAACAACAAAAAUCAUGACCAAAGACACCAAAAACGGAUCAAAAUUGUAUUUUAAAAUACUUAAAACGUAGAAAAAUUGGGAAUUGACUCGCAUUACCUCAAUCCCAUUCCCAUUUUUGAGGACUUCAUUUCCCAUUCCCAGUGGCCAAAUCCCAGUCCCAGCAACCCAAAUCCCAUUUUCCCAGUCUAAAAAUCAGAUCAAUCCCAGUUCCCAUUUUACCCCUUCAGGGCCCUCUUAACAGCCAUACGAAAUGAUAGAAACCAGGCUUUAUAGACUAUUGUUACGAAUGCACAUUUUCCCGUUUUGCAAAGAUUCGUCGUCAUAGAAGUCGUAAAAGCUUAUGAUAAAAAAUAUCUUCUUAAUAUAUUGCUAGCCUCUGUUAUGUUGUACAUUUUUUCCAGUAUAAUUUCAUUUUAUUUACUGUGAUAAAAAUAUUUUAAUGGUAUUUGCCAUCGUUUUAAAAUAAAACUUGUUUAAUGCGACUCCGCGCCGUAAAUUCGCGUUGUAGAUCUUAAGCUCGCUAUUGUUUGCGAAGUGUUUGCGAAGAAAAUACAAGCGAGCAUGCAAAUGUUAACGCAUGAGAGCACCAAACCAUUUCUAUUUCUCUCGCGUAUCAAUUGAAAAUACAAUCCAUAAUCAAUGUCAGCAAUUUACAAUUUCUCAGCAGCCAUGCCCAUGUGCUUAUACAAAACACAGUAUAUAUGAUCAAAAUAAUUUCAAUGCAGGUGCAUGGUGUGCUGAACAUACAGAAUCUGUAACGAACAACCAGGAACAAUAUAUUCAGAUUGAUUUAAAACUUCCGAUAAAGAUUGCUAAAGUUGGUACCCAAGGCCAGGCAUCUCUGAUCUCUAAUAAUUGGGUGACAUUCUUUAAGUUUAACUACAGCGAAGACGGUAGAACGUGGAAACAGUACAACCAGGUAAGUGUAAUGCAUGGAAAGUAAACAGUGGGGGGCUCAUUUCAUUUGUAUAGCAAAACAUAUACAUGUACAAAAAAUUAAGGAGUCCUGUGGCAACAGCGCAACAACAUUUUUACAACUUAACAGUUCUCCUCUUCCAUAUACUAUCUAGACAAACUAUCUAACAUACAUACUAUCUUAAUAUACAAACUAUCUUAACAUAGUACAUACUAUUAUUAUACAGUAAUGACAAAGAAAGACAGAUAUAUACUUGUUAUACUUGUGACUGUUCAAGUGUGACAUAAGUCGAACUCUAGAAUCUUAAUCUAGAUAUAACCUUAAAGGUAUAUGAUAUUAAAAAUUACGAUUCUCUCAUUUGAUUGAACUUUUAAAACUGUAUAUCCUUUACCAAUUUUUCGUAUCCUGCUUAGUUUUUGAAAUAUUUUGACUGAAAAUAAUUGCCUGUCCGCCAUCUUGGAUAGUUUCUGAUCCCGUCAUCGGUGGUUUUGGUAACGUCAAAAGCAGGGUUACCAGCAUAGAUAUCUUAUAGACACUAGAUAGCGCAUCUCUCUUAGUAAAAUUGAAGCCAAGAAUAUUCCAGCGGUUACCCCUAUUUGAAUAGAUGACGGCCAUGUUGGUCGUUCCCACUCGCUAAUAAACACUUAAAAACAACAAUAACUUUCAACAUUUGAAUACUUUAAAAAUGUAUUUGGAAUAGGGUUAACUUAAUAUUUAAGUUCCCUGCUUAAGAAAUAGGAAAUAUACGAAUCUUCUCAUUUCAUGGGAACGACCUGAGACUGCAAUCACGGCUUCAAUUUUUGAAUUGCAGAAUAAUUAGAUGAACUAUCUAGUGUAUAUCAGAUAUCUAUGGUUACCAGGUUACCAACUGACAAUUGGUAGAUGCAUGCUUCAGUGAAUUUUUUAUUUGAAAUAGUCAGGAUCGAAAUGUAAUUUUGGGCUUAUAGUGUAAAUGGUAAAUUAUUGCUAAAUUUUUGAGACUUUAAACUGAUUACCAUAUCCCUUGCAUCAUUAUAUAGGCUAAAUGGGCUGAAAAUGUCAGCAGUUUAUGUAGUUUUACGUCUUGCUUUGUCGUUAGAAAGCUUCAUAUACACUUCGAUACCGAUGUGAAUACGUCCUUUACUAAGAAGAUUUAAAAAUAUUUGGACUGCAUGCAAAGAUCAAUAUAUAUAUAGACGGAGUUGUUUCACACACGUUGGGCAAUUCCAGAGCUUAAAGUUCUUUUCCUGAAAUUCUGACAAUUAUCCUUUCAUUGCAUUAGUGGCAUACAUUUGUCAUUUGUUUUCAUGCACAUUAUACUUUAGUCACAUUAUUGAUGCCGACUACGAUAUGAAACGAAGGAUGAUGACUUUGUAUCUCACUAGAAAGCAUGCAUGGAGCCUGAAAAUUUUAAUAAAAAAUAUUUUGUCGAUGAUACACAUGUAUAGGAACUGCGUGUCAGGAAAACGUUCUUUUAAGAAGUACCUACAUGUAUGCAUAUGUCCACCGCAAAGUUUAGAUCGUUUACCUUUUUAUAGACUCUUAAAGGGAAUGAAGAUCGAGAAGGUGUUAGUGAGAGUGUGAUCAGUCCGCCUGUGAAAGCGCGAUACGUAAGAUUCAAUCCAGUGCAUUGGAAUGCUCGUGGUGGUUUGCCUAAACAUGAUAUAUGUAUGCGUGUUGGUGUUUUCACAUGUACAGGUGAGAAAUUGCCCAAGGAAUUGAAGUUAGUGUCACCAAUUUUUAUUUACAUUCCUUGAGUUUGAUUUUUUUGUAUUCAUUGCGAAGAAUUUUAUAUGUCAUGCGACAUGAAAGAGGUUUAUUUCACCCAUUCAUGACCUUAUACUUAUCUUAAAUACACCAUUCUUGUAAUGGAAAUUUUUUCCAGUCGUUGUCCUCCUUAAUGGGGCGAAAAACAUGGCUCCGCCUCGAGCUAGCCUUUUGGAUUAUAAACGUAUUGUCUUGUUAUUGUUUUGAAAAUGUAAACUCCCGCUGUUUUCCACACCAUCUACGGUAGUCGCUCAUUGUCUUGACAUAUAUUUGUGACGUCAUUUUCCCCAAUAUUUUAGCAGUCAGUGUUGAAAUAUAAUACGAUACUGUACGGUAAUGAUUAGUAUUCUGGCUUGAUCACCUACCAUUAUAUAGAUCAUCCGAUGUGGUUUUACUAUAUCAGAAUCUUUAGUUUCAAGUUUAAUCCUUAUUCAAGAAACAUUAAUUGAAGAAUUGCUACAACCAAAAAUUCUGGAACUUCCCCUUUGAGAGCCCUCCUAUUAUAGCGUUUCAGAACUGCACUACUGAGAUUUCAAUACCAACAUCCUUUUUUACGCAUGAUUAUAGAAAUAAAGUUAACGAAGCAAAACCACAAAACGUUUAAAAGAACUCUGAUAAGAACACGCAAGGUAUGUUCGUCGAGUGAACUUAGUUAUAUGAGGUUAUUUCUGCUCAGACAUGCAGUUACCCUGGUUGCCAGAGGUUCUCAAAAGAUACGAGAACCUAUGACAACCAGGGUAACAUACAGUCAUUCUUUGACUAAUUUUGAAACGCAUGUUCAUGUAAAAUAAGCAAUGAGUUAAGUUAUUAUGUUAGCCGAGAAAUAAAGAUGUCAUGAAUUUGCUGUUUUGCAACAAAAAAUGGAUACAAACUAUUAGAACCAGAAAUAAUGGUGUACUGUAAGGCGCGCGAAUUUAUAUGAUUUACCUAUUAGAUGACACGCAAACUUUGUCUAUUUAAUUUCAUAAAUUAACAUUUUCCUGAUUAUUUUGGACAUUUUAAUUUGGAAUAUUGGUAUCUUAUGUAAGUAAUUGUACAGUGGACAAACCGAGUUUGUUAUCUUUUGAUGAGUCAAAUAUGCAGUAGCUAUAUAUAGAUUAGAACUAUAUGAUUAACUUAUACAAAUAAUACUAUAACUGAAAUAUAGUGUGAGGUAUUUUUGGAACAUCUUAUUAGUUAUGUAUGAUAAAUAAACACUCCCACUCGUUCAUUUAUUGUGUUUAAAUUGCGGCUUGACUUCAGUGAUACUUCCUUUUUAGAAUCGUUCGACCUAACAUGAUCGGGAUUCGGGAAUGAAAUUGGAUGUCCAAGUUGGACUUGUAUUAUGCAUCAUGCAGUGAAAUGUUUUGGGCGCUCGCCUUGGAACACUUCAACACUACAUCAUUCAGUGAUCGAUAUGUGAAACAUGGUUUAUUAGACUUGAUAUUUUAGCGUCACAGAACAUGUCAGACUAAUAGUGUGACCCAAAUAAUCGAACACUGAAUAUAAUUAAGUCAUAUAAGUGUUCAAUUAAAAAAUAAUUUGAAUGUGAU
This is a messenger RNA of Paramuricea clavata, 10368 nucleotides long. The record is from the annotation of a GenBank genome assembly. NCBI's taxonomy places the organism in Eukaryota, Metazoa, Cnidaria, Anthozoa, Malacalcyonacea, Plexauridae.